Molecule: messenger RNA, 2275 nt
Organism: Mercenaria mercenaria
Lineage: Eukaryota; Metazoa; Mollusca; Bivalvia; Venerida; Veneridae
Product: DPY30 domain-containing protein 1-like
Exons: 4
Coding region: 56-646 (196 amino acids)
Cellular component (GO): Set1C/COMPASS complex
Source: RefSeq, a predicted model, not a curated record
GAAUAACAAGCUUUGAUUUUUAUAUUUCAAGACUUGGUAAGCAGAUUUUCAAAAGAUGGAUACAGCAUACCUUAAGCAAAGCCUUGGUGACUCUCUGACCCGCUGUCUGGCAGAGGUAUCUGAGAAGAGGCCAAGAGACCCGAUAGAAUAUAUUGCACAAUGGCUGUACAAGCAUGUGGAAAACCAGAACUACAUUGCUCAGAAAAAAGAAGAGGCAGAGGAGUUGGAAAGGCAAAGGUUGAAUCAUGAGAAAGAGGAAAGAUUGAGGGAGAAAAGACGAGAAGAGGCAAAAAAAAUUGCUGAGAGAGAAGCAGAGAAAAAGAAGCAAGAGGAAGAGCGUGCUAUAAAGGAGACGACGUCACCAACAAAACUUCCUGUGGUGAUAGAAGCACAGGAGCCAUCAGAUGAAUCUAAAACAGAGGUAAAGACUGACAGCCAGGAACCAACAGAAACACAGGAGGGGGACAAAGGAGAACAACCAGAAGGGGAGACAACUGAACAAGGAGAAGCAAAAACUGAAGAAGAACCCAAAGCAGAAAGUGAGCCUAAAGCAGAAGAUGAACCUAAAGCUGAAGAAGAAACUAAAGCUGAAGAAGAAAGCAAAACUGAAGAAGAAGCCAAGCCUGCAGAAGAAGAGGCUACUUAGUUAUCUCCCCUUGUACACUUUAACCCUUUGUCCCUUUUCAUCCAUUGAUUUAUUUGUUCAUCUUAGUCCAAAGAGCAAAUUAAACAUAAUCCAGCCAUUGUAAGAGUGCAGUAUUUUUUAGAGGAAAAUUUGGUCUGACUGUAAUAUAUGUAUGAAGAAAGAACAAGUUAUUAUUUUUUUGUCAUAGAUUUUUUGUUACAUUAUAAAUAAGAUAAUAGUUAAUUGAAACACUUUCUGUUAAAUUAAAGAUGAUAAUAUGUCUGAAAAACACAGAUUGUUGAAAAUUAACAUCCACAUCUGCCAUAUGCCAAAUCAGGCAUAUGUUUGCUAGUACUGAUACGGAAUCCAGAAAAACUGGUUACGUUAAUUGCAGGCCAUUACAUAACUGAAAUACUAUUGAAAACAGUGGUAAACCAAAUUUGUUUUAGGAAAAAGAAAAGGCUGAUUUGUAUAAAACAUUUUCUGUAUAAUUUUCAGUUUUGUUUGAGGUAUGCAUUUAUUGUACAUCUUAGUACUAAAGGUGACAAUCAUUACUGUAUUUUAUUUUUAGGUUGUUGGAUUUGUAUCCAGAAGUAUACACAAGGGUUGCUCAUCUUUAGGACUACAAUAUUAGUCCUUGAAAGAAAUGAGUGCAUAUUUCUCAAUGCAAAACUAAUAAUAUUUCUAUUACAUACUCAUUUACUCUUAUAAAUGGUAAUUGAUAUAUUGCCGAAGGAAAUUUGAAAAAUAUUAAUAUUUAUGGACUUUUUUAAUCUAGCAAGAUUCUUUAAUAUGAUACUAACAGUGACAUCAGGUAAUAAACAUGAACUUUUUAUGUCAGCAUGGAAAACUGUUGAUAUAUAAGGUUCCAUUCUAGCGUAACAAGAGUUUGAAAAUGAGUGUGUAAUUAUGUUAUAUGUACAACAUUUAUGUCUUUAGAUCAAAACAAAGUAAUCAAAGUGAGGUGCAAUGACUUAAGUAGGACAUUUGUCUGUAGUUAUAGAACGUAUCCAUUUCUGUGUGUCCAUAACAGUAGAAUAUCUGUGACAUUUUGGUGCUUACCUGAAAGUGAUGUUUCAGUCAUGUAAAAUUCUUGCCAUUUUUUUACACACAAUAUUUAUUGUAGCUUUAAACUAAUACGCCUUUAUUACCUCUAACCAAAGAAAGGGUAUCUAAGUCAGACUGGUAUUCAUUUUCUUAGACUGGUCUUUUUUAUCAGCAUUACAGGAGUAUUUGUUUUACAAGUAGGCUUUAAGGUAGGCAUUGAUAAGAUUCUUCACAAACGUCCACAGUUGUUUUGAUAUUGCCACAUUAAUAAUUUUAAUAAUAUCCCAUGUCUGUUUUACAUGAUAAUUUUUUAUUAUCAUGAUAUCAAAAUGAUACUUUCUCUUUUUUUAUUUGGUUUGCAAUAUUUAUACUUACACAAUAUAUUUUGACAUAUAAUCAAAUGAACAAGACAUACUGACAAAAUAUAUCUUCAGUUAAUCUUGCAUGACAAACAAUGGAAUGUAAUAUUCAAUGUAAUUUUGUUGUAUUUACAUUUAUAUCCUAAACGUCCAGCAGCUGUGAUUGAUAAUCAUUUACUUUGUCUUUACAUAAUUUAUGUUUGUUUUCAGUCUGUGUUGAUUAAAUGGCUGUAAGAAAAUUAAA